Messenger RNA from Aplysia californica (California sea hare), 2000 nucleotides. Its product is annotated as MICOS complex subunit MIC27. Gene Ontology annotation, biological process: cristae formation. NCBI's taxonomy places the organism in Eukaryota, Metazoa, Mollusca, Gastropoda, Aplysiida, Aplysiidae. The transcript has 8 exons. Gene Ontology annotation, cellular component: MICOS complex. The coding region runs from base 7 to 825 and encodes 272 amino acids. The record is from RefSeq and is a predicted model, not a curated record.
AUUAUUAUGAUUUUGUAUUUGAAUACCUUUCAUAACGAAAAGACGAACGACUUCCUGUACACCAUCAAGAUGGCGGCCCUCUCGCGGAAAGCUUUAAAGUAUGUGGCAGUGUUGGGCACAGUGCCCGCUGUGGGAAUUGCCGUGGGCUACAGAAUGAGAGCGGUCCAAGCCUCUGAGAACAAGAGUGAAGAAAGCCGCGUUGUCAGAGCCUGUGAUUUACCACUGUACCAGACUUCAAAAGAGAAUUUCCAGAUGGCAGAGAGGGAGCCAUACCCACAGAACUUUGUAGAGGAACAGAUUGGUGUAGUUCGCAAGGCAGUCAUGAGUUUUGCUGGAGGUUUUCAGGAAACUUAUGAGAGUGUAGAGUCAAUAGCCAUCACUGGAGUUGAACAUACCAAAUCGAGUUUGGACUAUGUGCAGAACAACCCUGGUGAGCUGCCCCGUGUUAUCUUCAUCGCUCUGGCCGGCAUGGGAGGCAUUGUUCUUGGAUACAGAGGCGGCGUGGUACGAAAGUUCGUCUACAGCACAAUAGCGGCAACUUCGACUGCGGCUUUGUGCUACCCCACAAAGACGAUGGAGCUGAGCGACAUAGUCACAGGGGAGAUACGGGAGGCCUGGGAAAGCAUGGCCGGACCCGCUAGCUGGCCGUUUGGAGAGAGUAAGGAGGCACCGAAACCGGAAAGUCAGGAGCGUGAAGGCGACUCUGCUCCUUCUCUUCUAGCUAGCGACAUGGCUGAGGAGACUCCGGCUGUGCAGCAGCUGAAGGGCGACCCGGGCCAGUCAAACCCCAAUGACAAAGACAUGUACAGCACGCGUUCCUCGUGAGCACGUCUGGAGGUGUGCCUGUGUGUGGCUGUAGGAUGCGCGCUCUCCCCCCCCCCCCCCAACCCAGACCCUCCAAUAUGUGAUUAUCAAGAUACUUGUCGCGUUGUAGUUCUGUCUAUCUGGAUUAAGAGGUUUAUGCACUUUUGUAAAUAUAUGUAAUGCAUAUUAUAUAUGUAUGAAAAAUGUUGAAGGAGGAGUUCGAAUGCUAUUCUAAAUGUUCGGCCUAUGUGGGUCUUUCACUUGUUUUCCUUAUCAAUUAAAAAAAAAUGAAUUUGGAAUUGAUCUUUUAGCAUCACUUUUUGAGUCGAAGAAAUAUCUAGUUUUUAGCAGUCGACCGUGAAGGUAGAGACGGUUGUGUGCCUAUUGUUUUGUUAACGGUUCAAUAAACUUUGUACUGAUUCCAAAGUGAAUGUAGCUGUGAUGUGUAUUUUAUGGUACUUAACUCAAGUUCUAGAAACAUGUUGAGUAUGUCAGAUUGAAAUUCUUUCUGAGUUGAAAGGUAUCAGGGGCAGCCACAAGAGCUGCUUUGAACAGAGUCUGCGGAAUAUUGUACAUCACUGAUAACCUGGAGUGGGGCUGGUUUGUUGCUUUGUAUGACCAAGUCUGUCACUUUGAUGGAUUUGUCAGGCAAAGGCUACCCAGUCACUGUGUCAGUAAGAAUAAACUCCAAAAUUUGAGAACUCUUUUUCUUUCUUAAGAACUGCAAAUUCUUUUGCGAAAAAUAGUUCAGAUGUUGUUUUAAAAGAUGGACAGUGUUGAAUGUGAUCUUGCCCUUCAAGUUUUUAAGCUGAAUUGUAUAAUACACUGCUGUUUCAGGUUUUUUGAAAAUGUUAAACAAAGAAAGAUGAAACCAGAUGAAAGUGAGACAAACAACUGUUUUGAUGUUUGUUGUGGGAAUAGAAGGAACCUCUGUUAAUCGUGUUUCUGUGGUGAGUUUUUCAUAAACCUGUCAUUCGUCAUGGCCGUGAACGCAACCAUUCCUGUGUUGUGUAAUUUCGUCAUGUGGAGAACUCCCAUGGUUCCUUUCCCCUUCUACACAGCGUUUGGCAGAAGUUCACAUUCAUCACUGUCACAACCAUCAGAAAGUGCUAGAUUUUAUACCAGUCUGGCUCCUCUUGCCUUUGUAGAAUGUUCUGAAUAAAGUGGACCCCAAAGUCAUCCAUGGCAAAGGCAUA